GUCUGUAACCCUUUUUCCCCUCUUCCCACAGCCUUGAGGUCAGAAGCUAGGCUUUAACUUCUCUUAUCGGCUAUCGCCAUUCAUCUCUCAGCUUCUGUGGCCUUCUCUCAGACCAUCUGAGUCUUUCUCACAACGUAUCUGUUAUCCUCUGGCGCCGAAUAUCCCGUAACUCUGGCCCCGAUUGCGGUCUAAACGCCGAACGAAACAGUCACGGUGCGACCCUUACCACGAGUGCCAGCAGUCUGCGGAAAACAGGUCGAUCGGAAUCGGAGCUUUCAAAUUUGACAUUCAUACAACCUGUACAGGUUACCACGACAUCAUUUCUUCCACCAGAUCUACCUUCAACGAGUGGGGACGGCACAACCCAUAGCCCAGCAUGGAGACACCAGUAGUGCCUCCUCCCCAGGAUGCUCGGGAGACAGAGAUCAUGGAGCGUCUCGUGGCGGUACGGGACCAGCUGCUCCUCCUCAAGCAGGACCGUACCAAAUAUAUCCGCUCUCAGGAUGUCAUGGGCUUGUAUGACCAGACUAUCGAGGAGGUCCGCAAGGUCACCGAGAUUCGGGCAGUCAGCAACGGGGAUGCCGGCGAGAACCGCCUUGAUAGAGUCAUGGAGAGCUGCUUUCAGCUGCUGUCGCUCUUCUUCAUGACGAUAGGGAGGACCGGAGAAGCUCCCGCGGCCUAUGCGCUCACGUCGACCAUCAAGAGGCUGCUGGGUCACCUUACCGAGGCGAACGUGUUCUCUGCUAAGGAUCUCGAGAGCAUGAGCAAAACCCUGGUCCAAUUGUCCGGUUCGGUCAACGAUGCUGAUGGUCGGCAUUCGCCCUACUUGAUCAAGCUGUUGUCGAAGAGGGUACAGUUGUGUCAGUCGUCACUCGCAAGGCUGCAAAACAAGUUGAACAUCCUCGACGAUGCAUUGGUGGAUGUGCACGAGAAGCUGGUUUCCAUCAUCCGCUCGAUGGCGUUGGCAAACACUAAGGCUAAGUUCAACCGAGCGGAGGUAGAGAAACUCAAGGCUCAACUGCAAGACAUCGAUGCUCGACGGGUGGGUGGCCAGUUCAAGACAGCAGACGGUGGGAUUGCCAAGGGCAGCGAGGAGGUUUCGGAUCUCCUUGAUCGUUGUCUCCUCUGGUCCGAUGUCGUUUUAGAGCGGAAAGGAGUGAUUCCCGAGCAAUGGAAACCAAUCUACGACGUCUUGAUUGGCAUCCGCAACGAUCUCGACAAGUUCUCGAUCACGCCAGCGUGGUCCCUUCGAGAGACAGACCUGUAUGACUAUCAACGGCAACUCGACAAGAUUGACGAGGCCAGAGUUGAUGGCAACUGGCUGGACGACCAGGGCCAGCCGGCGGAGCUCUAUGUGCAGAGGACGUUACUGUACCUUAUCCGACGGAGUUACGGCUAUAUUUAUCAUCUCAUGCUCCUGUCGGAGCCAGUUUCGGAGGCACUCCUCCCAGUAUACAACCAACUGUCAACCUUGAAGCGCUGCCUGCUGGAGGUCAAGGAUUCUGGAGGCGUUAACUCAGCAAGAGAACUGUAUCCUUACAGCAUGAAGCUCAACUCCAUUGACAACAUGCGGUCGGACGGGAAAUUCGAGAUUAACGGCGACAUCCCCGAAGGUCAAGGAGCGGUGACAGACCUGCUGGCUGAGUGUUUUGAGCUCAACUACGAGCUUCGCGUUGAGGCAGAAUCCCGCGCCGAGUCGGCAGCGGGUGCCGAGGCUGCAGCGGAGACCUAAAGGCCACACACCUCUGCAGAGUGUUCGAGAGUACUUGUGUGUGUCUGGCUGACUCCCACAGCGCCCAUUGGAGUCUGUUCAGCUCAACAGCUGCCGAGUUUGCGUGCAACCCAGGACGCAGAAUCCUAUGCUGUCGUAUCCGUGAGAGGGAGACAAGGAUAUAAUCUUCUUAUCCUGGGAAACGAAAAGCCUGCAGGGGCUGUCGAAUCAAGCGUGGAUAACACGAGCGAAAGUGUAAAGUGGUGUGUGUGGCUGCGAUACGUGCACUUCCUUUUGAUUUAGCCGGGACUGGUAUGGUACGGAGUAUGGUUAUAAACAUGCAGUAUCAAGAAAUCGAGGAAGGAAAAGGUGUCCUGGGCAUGCAGCGGAUAAGGUCAACUCGAAAAUGGGAACAGCACGGGUGGCAAUAGGGCAUGCAUGCAUUCACAGUCUGAUUCUUCUUCUUUGGAACCGGCGGUGGACUUUGGUAUUCACAGAGCAUAUCCCAGUGAGAGAACAGACACUUGUUGAGAAAGGAGGAGGAAGCUCGCAGGCUUGUACUGAAAUCUUGUAGCGCUUCGUCCAUAAUCGAUUUGAGACUCGCGGUCAUACCCCC
Cryphonectria parasitica EP155 is the source of this 2327-nucleotide messenger RNA. RefSeq lists its product as uncharacterized. The record is from RefSeq and is a predicted model, not a curated record. Gene Ontology annotation, cellular component: cytoplasm; nucleus. The transcript has 5 exons. Bases 377 to 1732 code for a protein of 451 amino acids. NCBI's taxonomy places the organism in Eukaryota, Fungi, Ascomycota, Sordariomycetes, Diaporthales, Cryphonectriaceae.